Molecule: messenger RNA, 1145 nt
Organism: Hevea brasiliensis (rubber tree)
Lineage: Eukaryota; Viridiplantae; Streptophyta; Magnoliopsida; Malpighiales; Euphorbiaceae
Exons: 7
Coding region: 129-830 (233 amino acids)
Biological process (GO): protein ubiquitination
Cellular component (GO): membrane
Molecular function (GO): zinc ion binding; ubiquitin-protein transferase activity
Source: RefSeq, a predicted model, not a curated record
UCUCUCUCGGUGCCCCCCCCCCCCCCCCCUUCCUUAUUCUCCACCUCCACAGUAGAGGGAAUAGAGGAAGACAAGAGAGAGAAGCUAUAAAUACACUCACGAGAGAUAGAGAGGGAGAGAGAGAAGAGAUGGUGGAUGAUUUCAUGGUGUGUGUGGACAGAAUAAUUGCCUCUGCUUGCUUCGAGUCAGUUAAUGGAGAACGAGACAGAAACAUUGAAGAAACUGUCAAGAAUGAGACUGUUAUGCCUGUAAAAAGCAACGGAGAAGGGUGUUCCUCUUUAAAGAAGAUGAAAGAGACUGUGGAAUGUAGGAUAUGCCAGGAGGAUGAUGAGGUCGACUCAAUGGAGGCUCCUUGUGCUUGCAAUGGCAGCCUCAAGUUUGCUCAUAGGAAGUGCAUUCAGAGAUGGUGCAACAAAAAAGGCAAUAUCACCUGUGAAAUCUGCAACCAUGUCUUCUCACCAAAUUAUUCUUUUCCACCUGCCCGCAGCAAUCCUGAUGUUAUGUCAAUUGAUAUCAGGCAAGCAUGGCGUGAGUCACAGCUUCUAGCUCUAGCAGCUGCUGAGCGUCAGUUACUUCAAUCAGAGUAUGAGGAUUAUGCUGUUGCUAAUACAAGCAGCAUUGCUUGUCUUCGAUCGGUCACUCUAAUUUUGCUGGUAGUUUUGCUUCUAUUCCAAGCUCUACUGGUUACAAGAGAUAUUGGGAUGGUGCAGGAAUCGUCAACACUCUUCAAUUUUCAGGUUUCUCUUCUUCGUUUUGCUGGCUUUCUUUUGCCAUGCUAUGUAAUGGCCCGAUCAUGGUACAUUGUACAAAGCCGAAGGCGACAGGGAUAAGUGUAAAAUUGCUGAUACCAUCCUCAUCUGCUCGAUGGACCGUGACUAUCCUCUUUUUCUGCUUUCUCUUCUUGCUUCGGAUGAGCAAGCUCUAUUGCCUGUGGCAAUUUUCCAAGUUGUAUUUAAGUUAAAAGAUGCCAAAAUUAGUCUGAAAAAUUGUUCAAGUAUUAGGUUGUUUCUUAAGCCACCUGAGAACUCAAAAGAAAAUGUAAAUGUGCAAAGAGAACAAUGAGUUCUCCUGGUGUUUUUUUUUUAUUUGCUCUGUAUGCAUUCUAGUGCUAAAUGCCAUCAAUAUUAUCAAGCUUUUGCAUAGAA